ACACUCUGCGUCUGUCUGUGUCUCUUUGCAUUUUUUGCAAUGGAUAUCAAAGCCCAAACUACCGAUCGCACUGCACAGUUCGAAGCCCUAUGUGACAGAUACAGGCAGGUGGUUGACACGUGUGAAGAAGACCUAAGAGGACUUCUUACAUCUACUGAACAUGUAUUAUUUGAUGAAGCUGAGAAUGAUAUGGUGUGUUUGGUAGAGGAAGGAGAGCAGGAAAGCGCCGAUGCCUGUGAAAUCUUGGAAAAAAUUUGCCUUGAAGUCGUCGACUGUUCCUCUACAGCUCGUUUUAGACGUUCUUCGUCUGUCUCUGCCGAAUCGUCAUCCGUUGAAUCUAGUGAAACAGACUGAGGAGGUCAUCGCAGGUCAAAGGUCGAAACUCAGAACACCCAUUAUCCCUGAGAACUGGAGCAAAGAGAUCUCAAAUCAUUGAAUUAAUUGAAAUAUUUAUAUCAAACUCACCGAAUAACCUUUCUGUACGAUGUAUCGGUAACAUUACCAAAAGUAGGCGUUCAAUCAUGAUUAAAUUUUCCACUAAAUAUAUUAAUCAAAGUCUAUCGAUAAUAUUCGAAAAGACGUUCUGUAUCAUAAUUACGCCAUCAUUUUAUUAAGCUAUUGGAGACAUUGAAAUCUAUGUUCUAUUUCAAAUGCAAUUGGUAGAUGGGAAACGGCAUAUCCAUUCAUUCCAAAGUAAUGUAAAUUGAAAUAAAAUGAAACAGGUUACUAAUUUUCACUAUGUGAAUACAUGACGCUUUGCCUUUUUUUAUAAUGUGUAUGGUGAUCACCUUUAAGAUGCUGUUUUAUAAUAUAUCUUUACUUGAUGAAUGUCAUAUUUAAAUAAAAUUCUAA
Lytechinus pictus (painted urchin) is the source of this 852-nucleotide messenger RNA. RefSeq lists its product as uncharacterized. The transcript has 3 exons. The record is from RefSeq and is a predicted model, not a curated record. NCBI's taxonomy places the organism in Eukaryota, Metazoa, Echinodermata, Echinoidea, Temnopleuroida, Toxopneustidae. Bases 40 to 354 code for a protein of 104 amino acids.